CUGAAAAACAUAAAGAAGCCAGCUUUUUAACGGGCACAAAGAGAAAGGAGAUUAAAUUUGGGGUUAGGGUUUUGUUUGUGAGAAAAAAAGGAAUAAAAAUGGAGGGUUGGGACCCGAACACGAAGUCGACGCUAACCCAGAUCCCACUGUUGACGACGAAGGCCGGGCCGAGAGAUGGGGCGGCAUGGACGCAGAGGCUGAAGGAGGAGUACAAGGCUUUGAUCGCCUACACCCAGAUGAACAAGUCCAACGACAACGAUUGGUUCCGAAUCUCCGCGGCCAAUCCGGAGGGGACACGUUGGACCGGAAAGUGCUGGUACGUCCACAACCUCCUCAAGUACGAGUUCGAUCUCCAGUUCGAUAUCCCCGUCACCUACCCAGCCACCGCACCUGAGCUUGAGCUCCCUGAGCUCGACGGCAAGACCCAAAAGAUGUAUAGAGGGGGGAAGAUCUGCUUGACAGUGCAUUUCAAGCCGCUUUGGGCCAAGAACUGUCCGAGGUUUGGUAUAGCACAUGCACUAUGUUUGGGUCUUGCACCAUGGCUUGCAGCAGAGAUUCCCAUUCUUGUGGAUUCUGGUAUGGUUAAGCACAAAGAUGAUGCUGCAUCAUCAGCUGAAUCUUAGUUCAAUGUAAUAUUGACACUGUAAGAGUAAACCUCGAUGACGGAAAAUAAGUGUUGAGCCAUAAGUAGCGGUGGGCACGGUCCAGUUUGGACCGGUUUUCUUAAAAGAUUGGAACGUGGACCGAAAAUGAGGACCAGUUCGGGUUGGACCGGCUUUGCUAAAAAUUCAUACAUAAAUCCGAACCAAUCCGAACCUGUUCGGUUCCGAUUUGGGCAUGAGCCCAAAAUUUAAUUUUUUUUAUUUUUUUACAAACCUGCCCAGAAUGUAUUUAUAUUAUUGACAUUGGAAAAGAAGCAUCUCCUAUGUGCUUCUCCAUAAAAUCACUUCAAAUCACUUAGGGCUAGUUUGAGAUUGUUGUCACUUAUUAAUAAAUAAAUAAAAAGUUGCUUC
Messenger RNA from Prunus avium (sweet cherry), 1013 nucleotides. RefSeq names its product ubiquitin-fold modifier-conjugating enzyme. Gene Ontology annotation, cellular component: cytoplasm. The record is from RefSeq and is a predicted model, not a curated record. Gene Ontology annotation, biological process: protein K69-linked ufmylation. Gene Ontology annotation, molecular function: UFM1 conjugating enzyme activity. Lineage: Eukaryota; Viridiplantae; Streptophyta; Magnoliopsida; Rosales; Rosaceae.